UUCAGUGCGCACCUCGUGUUGUGUGUUGGUUUUCAGUGAGAAGGAGAGUCAGGAGUCUGGGGAGUUUACGCUGAAGAAUUUUCUCAAAAAUUAUGUCUUCUUUUAGAAAAGCUCUGAAAUCCCAGCAGCGAAACCAUCUAGAGAGGUCUCAGCCUGGAUUCCGAAAACGUUUGGGUUUCCUGGAGAAGAAAAAAGAUUACAAAGUCCGAGCAAAUGACUUCCACAAGAAGCAGAACACACUUACAGCAUUGCGUAAAAAAGCCCUGCAGAGAAACCCUGAUGAGUUCUACUACAACAUGAUCAACACCCACCUGGAGAAUGGGGUGCACAUGAAGAAGGCAAAAGCAGAAGAUGAGGUUACAGAGGAGCAACUAAAGGUCAUGAGAACCCAAGACAUCAAGUAUGUGGGCAUGAAGCGGGUUGCAGAAGCUAAGAAAAUUGAAAGGUUAAAGUCUGAGCUUCACCUUCUGGAUGCCACUGGGAAGCAGAAGAGUAAGCACAUCUUCUUUGUUGACACUAAGAAAGAAGUGUCAAGUUUUGACCUGGCCAAGCACCUGAACACAGCUCCAGAGCUGGUGGACCGUGUGUACAACCGGCCAACCCUGGACACACUGGAAAGCAAAACCAUCCAGGGUGCCACAAGUGCCAGAGAACUCAAGAGACUGGCCACGCAGAGGAAGCAGCAGUAUAAGCUGUUGUCGCAGCGGAUUGAUAGGGAGAAGAAGAUGUUUGUCAUCGAACAAAAGAUUCAAACUCGUAAAGACUUGGCAGACAAAUCCAAGAAAGUGAAGGUGAAAAAGGAGACAGCCAAUGCUCCUGCAGUCUACAGAUUUGAGGCCAAGAGGAAGCGCUGAGGUUUGGAGGCGACACCUUGUGAUCCUGGAACUCUGCAGUUCGACUUUCAAAUUUUCUGAUCUUCUGCCAAAGACAAUACAUCAGGUGCAGUGUCCUGCACAGAAGACAUUAAAAUUGAAAUACAAGGAUUGUUACUGGAUGACUACAUGUUGUAUAUUUAUUAUGACACCUUUUGUAAGGCUUCAUAUGCACAUUAAAGGUUUUUGAAAUUGA
This is a messenger RNA of Scleropages formosus (Asian bonytongue), 1068 nucleotides long. RefSeq names its product UTP11 small subunit processome component (gene utp11). Bases 93 to 854 code for a protein of 253 amino acids. Gene Ontology annotation, cellular component: small-subunit processome; nucleolus. Gene Ontology annotation, biological process: rRNA processing. Lineage: Eukaryota; Metazoa; Chordata; Actinopteri; Osteoglossiformes; Osteoglossidae. The record is from RefSeq and is a predicted model, not a curated record. The transcript is spliced from 8 exons.